GAAGUGGAAGGAGUAACAGCAGCACAUCAGCUGUUUUUUUUUUUCUCUGUUUUUAUCGUGAAACUGUGAAUAAAAUCAUGCAGCUUCACUUCACUAAAGAUGUUUUACCGGACUCUGUGAGCACCGACUUUCAGAAUCUGAACAAAUUCAACGAGCAGCAAUUUCUACGUCUGAUUGAAAUUCUGUUCCAGUUUCUGUUGGAGCCGAAAGAGUCGGACAGGUUCAUGCAGCAGCUCAGUGCGUUUGCAGGGGAUCAUGGGAUGAGCGCCGGACCUCUGAGGAACCUGAUGAAGAGCGUUCUGUUGGUUCCACAAGGAGCCCUGAAGAAAAACCUGUCACAGGAGCAGAUUAAAGAAGACCUGGUCACGUUAGGUCUGAACGAGGACAAAGCAGAUGUUUUUUCACAGCAGUGGGCGGAGCAUUACGCUGUUCUGUCCAGACUCGCCGUCAGACAGACUCUGAUGGUCAACCAGCUCGUCGACAUGGACUGGAAGUUUGGAGUGACCGUCGGCACCAGUGAAGUUCAGAAAGUGGGAAACAUCUUCCUGCAGUUGAAGCUGGUGAUCCGGAAAGGAAACUCCACAGAAAACGUCUACAUGGAGUUGACGCUUCCUCAGUUUUAUCAUUUCCUCCAUGAGAUGGAACGAGCCAAGGCCAGUAUGGACUGUUUCAGCUGAGUCUGUUCAGGUUCUAGAAUAUACGUCCACACAUUUGUACGCACAUCAGCCAGUAAAGUGAAUUCAAUAAAGCA
Molecule: messenger RNA, 751 nt
Organism: Sphaeramia orbicularis (orbiculate cardinalfish)
Lineage: Eukaryota; Metazoa; Chordata; Actinopteri; Kurtiformes; Apogonidae
Product: COMM domain-containing protein 7-like
Exons: 9
Coding region: 78-677 (199 amino acids)
Biological process (GO): tumor necrosis factor-mediated signaling pathway; negative regulation of DNA-templated transcription
Molecular function (GO): NF-kappaB binding
Source: RefSeq, a predicted model, not a curated record